Clupea harengus (Atlantic herring) is the source of this 4866-nucleotide messenger RNA. RefSeq names its product paternally-expressed gene 3 protein-like. The coding region runs from base 30 to 4604 and encodes 1524 amino acids. The record is from RefSeq and is a predicted model, not a curated record. Gene Ontology annotation, cellular component: extracellular matrix. The transcript has 9 exons. Gene Ontology annotation, biological process: positive regulation of acrosome reaction; binding of sperm to zona pellucida; egg coat formation. Gene Ontology annotation, molecular function: acrosin binding. Lineage: Eukaryota; Metazoa; Chordata; Actinopteri; Clupeiformes; Clupeidae.
UUUAGUAUUUGCAAUCCACUCUUUGGACAAUGGGGUCAGGAUGGCAGGUCAAGUUUUUUCAAACGCUUCUGUGUGCUUGUAGUGUUUCUGUGUCCUUUCACCUCUCUGUGAAGAGAGAGUCAUGGAGGGAAAGGGUUCACCAGCGAGCUGAACAUCCCAUUGAGCACAUGGAUCAGAACCCUGCAGCACAGGCACCCCCAGAGAAGGACCCCAUGUUUGAGUGGAUUAGCCAGCUGGUGCAGUCACGUCGAGAUUUUAGGGAGAAACCUUUAGUGGCAAAGACUCGCAAAAUGCCAGAAACUCUUCAGAUGGAUGAUCCUAUUGUUCACAGAGAAGGAGUGCAAGUACCCCAGAGACCACUGAUGAUUGAUCUUCCAAAGGAUGGGUCAAGAAACCAGCCUGGUCGGUCCUCUCAAGAUCCACGACAUCCGAUGACCACAGCUACCCAGACACCACUAUCUUAUGAGGUGAAUGCUUCCCAAAGACAACUGAAUGAUCGUCUUGUUCAGAUCCCUGUAAAACAAGAACUCCAGAGACCCCUGAUGAUGAAUCUUCCAAUGGGUGUCACAUUUGGUGGGUCAGGGAAACCGCCUGGUUGGUCCUCUCAAGAUCCACGUCAUCCUACUACCACAGCUACCCAGAGACCACGACCUUCUGAGGUGAAUGCUUCCCAAAGACAACUGAAUGAUCGUCUUGUUCAGAUCCCUGUAAAACAAGAACUCCAGAGACCCCUGAUGAUGAAUCUUCCAAUGGGUGUCACAUUUGGUGGGUCAGGGAAACCGCCUGGUUGGUCCUCUCAAGAUCCACUUCAUCCUACUACCACAGCUACCCAGAGACAACGACCUUAUGAGGUGAAUGCUUCCCAAAGACAACUGAAUGAUCGUCUUGUUCAGAUCCCUGUAAAACAAGAACUCCAGAGACCCCUGAUGAUGAAUCUUCCAAUGGGUGUCACAUUUGGUGGGUCAGGGAAACUGCCUGGUUGGUCCUCUCAAGAUCCAAUUCAUCCUACUACCACAGCUACCCAGAGACAACGACCUUAUGAGGUGAAUGCUUCCCAAAGACAACUGAAUGAUCGUCUUGUUCAGAUCCCUGUAAAACAAGAACUCCAGAGACCCCUGAUGAUGGAUCUUCCAAUAGGUGUCACAUUUGGUGGGUCAGGGAAACCGCCUGGUUGGUCCUCUCAAGAUCCAAUUCAUCCUACUACCACAGCUACCCAGAGACAACGACCUUAUGAGGUGAAUGCUUCCCAAAGACAACUGAAUGAUCGUCUUGUUCAGAUCCCUGUAAAACAAGAACUCCAGAGACCCCUGCUGAUGGAUCUUCCAAUGGGUGUCACAUUUGGUGGGUCAGGGAAACCGCCUGGUUGGUCCUCUCAAGAUCCACUUCAUCCUACUACCACAGCUACCCAGAGACAACGACCUUAUGAGGUGAAUGCUUCCCAAAGACAACUGAAUGAUCGUCUUGUUCAGAUCCCUGUAAAACAAGAACUCCAGAGACCCCUGAUGAUGAAUCUUCCAAUGGGUGUCACAUUUGGUGGGUCAGGGAAACCGCCUGGUUGGUCCUCUCAAGAUCCAAUUCAUCCUACUACCACAGCUACCCAGAGACAACGACCUUAUGAGGUGAAUGCUUCCCAAAGACAACUGAAUGAUCGUCUUGUUCAGAUCCCUGUAAAACAAGAACUCCAGAGACCCCUGCUGAUGGAUCUUCCAAUGGGUGUCACAUUUGGUGGGUCAGGGAAACCGCCUGGUUGGUCCUCUCAAGAUCCACGUCAUCCUACUACCACAGCUACCCAGAGACAACGACCUUAUGAGGUGAAUGCUUCCCAAAGACAACUGAAUGAUCGUCUUGUUCAGAUCCCUGUAAAACAAGAACUCCAGAGACCCCUGCUGAUGGAUCUUCCAAUGGGUGUCACAUUUGGUGGGUCAGGGAAACCGCCUGGUUGGUCCUCUCAAGAUCCACUUCAUCCUACUACCACAGCUACCCAGAGACAACGACCUUAUGAGGUGAAUGCUUCCCAAAGACAACUGAAUGAUCGUCUUGUUCAGAUCCCUGUAAAACAAGAACUCCAGAGACCCCUGAUGAUGGAUCUUCCAAUGGGUGUCACAUUUGGUGGGUCAGGGAAACCGCCUGGUUGGUCCUCUCAAGAUCCACUUCAUCCUACUACCACAGCUACCCAGAGACAACGACCUUAUGAGGUGAAUGCUUCCCAAAGACAACUGAAUGAUCGUCUUGUUCAGAUCCCUGUAAAACAAGAACUCCAGAGACCCCUGAUGAUGAAUCUUCCAAUGGGUGUCACAUUUGGUGGGUCAGGGAAACCGCCUGGUUGGUCCUCUCAAGAUCCAAUUCAUCCUACUACCACAGCUACCCAGAGACAACGACCUUAUGAGGUGAAUGCUUCCCAAAGACAACUGAAUGAUCGUCUUGUUCAGAUCCCUGUAAAACAAGAACUCCAGAGACCACUGAUGAUGAAUCUUCCAAAGGAUGUCAUGUUUGCUGGGUCAAGAAACCAGCCUGGUCAGUCCUCUCAAGAUCCACAACAUUCUAUGACCACAGCUACCCAGAGACCACUAUCUUAUGAGGUGAAUGCUUCCCAAAGACAACUGAAUGAUCGUCUUGUUCAGAUCCCUGUAAAACAAGAACUCCAGAGACCCCUGAUGAUGAAUCUUCCAAAGGAUGUCAUGUUUGCUGGGUCAAGAAACCAGCCUGGUCAGUCCCCUCAAGAUCCACGUCAUCCUACUACCACAGCUACCCAGAGACCACGACCUUAUGAGGUGAAUGCCUCCCAAAGACAACUGAAUGAUCGUCUUGUUCAGAUCCCUGUAAAACAAGAACUCCAGAGACCCCUGAUGAUGAAUCUUCCAAUGGGUGUCACAUUUGGAGGGUCAGGGAAACCGCCUGGUUGGUCCUCUCAAGAUCCACGUCAUCCUACUACCACAGCUACCCAGAGACCACGACCUUAUGAGGUGAAUGCCUCCCAAAGACAACUGAAUGAUCGUCUUGUUCAGAUCCCUGUAAAACAAGAAUUCCAGAGACCCUUGAUGAUGAAUCUUCCAAUGGGUGUCACAUUUGGAGGGUCAGGGAAACCGCCUGGUUGGUCCUCUCAAGAUCCACGUCAUCCUACUACCACAGCUACCCAGAGACCACGACCUUAUGAGGUGAAUGUCUCCCAAAGACAACUGAAUGAUCGUCUUGUUCAGAUCCCUGUAAAACAAGAACUCCAGAGACCACUGAUGAUGAAUCUUCCAAAGGAUGUCAUGUUUGCUGGGUCAAGAAACCAGCCUGGUCAGUCCUCUCAAGAUCCACAACAUUCUAUGACCACAGCUACCCAGAGACCACUAUCUUAUGAGGUGAAUGCUUCCCAAAGACAACUGAAUGAUCGUCUUGUUCAGAUCCCUGUAAAACAAGAACUCCAGAGACCCCUGAUGAUGAAUCUUCCAAUGGGUGUCACGUUUGCUGGGUCAAGAAACCAGCCUGGUCAAUCCUAUGAGGGCCCACAACAUUCACAGAAACCACAACCAUCCGAAACAAGUGCUUCCAGAAAGCACUCCAGUCAAACUUGGCAACCUUCUCCAGCACAGAGUUCCCAAAGGCCGCAGCUAACUGCUGUGGAAACUCUUCCGAAGGACCAGAAGACCGAACUCCGGCAACCCGAGACUCCGCAGUCAGUCACUGCUGUGUGUGGAGAGGAGUUGCUCCAGCUGACUGUGAAGAUGGACUUCCUGGGCACUGGUCACCUUAUUAAUCCAGCUGACAUCACCUUGGGUGGCUGUGCUCCAACUAGGCUGGAUGAAUCUCAGCAAGAGCUAUUGUUUGAGACCGCACUGCAUGAGUGUGGAGGCACAGCUCAGAUGUUUGAGGAUGAGGUGGUGUAUACCUUCUCAUUGAUUUACACUGCUCGACCAGUUGGAGAUAGCCCUAUUGUGAAGACCAAUGACGCUACUGUCAGGAUAGACUGCUACUAUGAUAGGUUCUAUAAUGUGAGUAGCAAUGCUUUGAGACCCACAUGGACCCCUUACCAAUCCUCCCAGCUGUCUGAUGGGAGUUUGGACUUCUCUCUGAGACUUAUGACUGAUGAUUGGCAGUAUGAGAGGCUCUCCACAAAGUUCUUCCUGGGGAACAUGAUUAAGAUUGAGGCCUCAGUCCGGGUGGAGAAUCAUGUGCCCUUGCGUGUUUAUGUGGAUAGCUGUGUGGCUGCAGUACAACCAGAAAUACAAUCUGGCACAAGCUAUGUACUCAUUGAGAAGCAUGGGUGUCUGUCUGACUCCAAACUCAUGGCUUCCCGCUCCCAGUUCAUGCCCAGAAAACAGGAUGAAAAGCUACAGAUGGAGAUUGAGGCUUUCAAAUUUGCAGAUGAAAGCAGUGAUUCGUUCUAUAUCAUUUGCAAUCUGCGAGCAGUUUCAGCUGCUGGUGCUGCAGUGAGUGGCCACAAAGCCUGCCACUAUAGCAUGGAGAAUGACAGGUGGAACAAUGCUGAUGGAAAUAAUGAGGUCUGUAGUUGCUGUAAUGCAGAGACAUGCCCCAUCAGGAUGACCAGAGCUGCUGAAGAUGUAAAGGGGCGUCUGGUGAAGCUUGGACCAAUCUCUGUCAAGGAGAAGACCAUUUAGAGGGAGGCUUUCUGAUAAGUGAAUAGUCUAUUCUAUUACUGCUCUGUAGUGCUAACAGGACUUAUUUAUAAUUAAACUUCAGGUUAAGGGACCUUGAUCUGAACAGCCGUUUUUCCACUGUGUGGUGUAAAAGAUUGAAACAUAUGUAAUCCCAGUCAAGAUAUUUAACAUCUGUGCAGAAUUCAGAUGCAUUUAGUGUUUAUUGCACUGUUGUCUUUGUGACUGUUGAAUUUUUCCUCAUAAUAAAACUCAAUGUACUGAU